Messenger RNA from Nothobranchius furzeri (turquoise killifish), 4546 nucleotides. NCBI's taxonomy places the organism in Eukaryota, Metazoa, Chordata, Actinopteri, Cyprinodontiformes, Nothobranchiidae. The record is from RefSeq and is a predicted model, not a curated record.
UAGUAAAAAUGUGGCUAAGGCGGAUUCAGUUCACGUGGGUAAAACGUAACGUUUAUUGUCAGUUUGUGAAUUCAAACUUCAGCAGUUCAUCCGGGACCCCCUCCCCCUCUCGCAGAGCAAAUGGUUUCGCCCACACUGAGUCGCUCUGCACGCAGCAGCCAAGAGGACUACAAUACACAGAUUUAUUUCUUUAUUAGUACGUUUUCGGCGACUUCAAUUUGUAACAGUUACAGCGUUAAACAAAACAGACAAAAUCAGCCUGAAAGAUAUCAAUGGAAGCGAAUGGCUUCCUCGAGAGAGCCCCGGCGAGUCUAAACGGCAGAGUAGGAAAAAGAGCAGGAAAAGAGCUGCACUACCACCUCCACCGGCGCCUGGAACUAAUAAGGUGACAAGAACGCUUUGGUCGGUCUGUUCGCGUGUGCGGCUGUCUACACAGUAACUGUCCUGGGCUCCCUGCCCCCCUUGUCCCCCUUUUCUCUUCUCAAGGCUGUAAAUAAGCUCCGGUUCUGCAGACGCUUGAGGAACCCUCCCGUUCCCACUUUUUCCUGCCACUGCUAUCCUUUCCGAGUCCCCUGCUAACUCCACUGCUUUGCUGUCGAAGGGGUCAGAGGAGACGCUCAGAUGAUCCAUUGGGCUACUCCGAACCACAUUGUUCACACUGUCCCGGACGGGGAAGAGUAACUAGCAAGCUUGAGAGAACCCUUGGAGGGUGCUGCGAGCACCCUGUGAGGCCUGCCCACGAAGCCUGGCAGGAAGCUUGGCUUGCCCCUUUACUCCUUUAGCCCUUGAGAUGCCCUCUCUUCCAAACGAUGGAGAGGAUCAAGGAGCGUGUCCCAUGAACGUCCCAUCUGUGGGCUCCUACCCGAGCGGCGGGAAGAAGAAGGUUCGCUCCAAAAAGAAGAAAGGCACCAUCACUGCCAACGUUGCUGGCACCAAAUAUGAGAUAGUUCGUAUAGUUAUCAGAGAGAUGGACUUCAUCAAAGCGCGGGAUGACGAUGAGACUGCCAACCUCAUCUGGAACGACUCUGCCGUGCAGCACGAGAAAAUCGCCGAGCUCAGGAACUAUCAGAGAAUUAACCAUUUCCCUGGCAUGGGGGAAAUCUGUCGCAAAGACUGCCUCGCAAGAAACAUGUCCAAAAUGAUCAAGUGCCAGCCUCAGGAGUACAGCUUCAUACCUAAAACUUGGAUCUUCCCUGCUGAGUACACCCAGUUCCAGAACUAUGUCAAAGAGCUACGCAGGAAACGCAAGCAGAAGACCUUUAUAGUAAAGCCUGCCAACGGCGCUAUGGGUCAUGGGAUCUCGCUUAUCCGUAACUGCGAGAAGCUACCAGCCCAGGAGCACUUUAUUGUUCAGGAGUACCUGGACAAGCCGUUCCUGAUGGAGGGCUACAAGUUUGACCUGCGUAUCUACAUUCUGGUCACUUCCUGCGACCCACUUCGCAUUUUCCUGUACAACGACGGCCUUGUUCGCAUGGGCACGGAGAAGUACCACGCGCCCAGUGAGGCCAACCUGAGCCAGCUCUACAUGCAUCUGACAAACUACUCAGUCAACAAACACAAUGAGAACUUUGAGCGAGACGAGACGGUGGACAAAGGCAGCAAGAGGUCCAUCAGCUGGUUCACGGAGUUCCUCCGCACUAGUGACUACGACGUGGCCAAGUUCUGGGGAGACAUCUCGGAAUUGGUGGUGAAAACGCUGAUCGUGGCUGAGCCUCAUGUGCUGCACGCCUACCGCAUGUGCCGCCCCGGACAGCCACCAGGGAGCGACAGUGUCUGCUUUGAGGUCUUGGGCUUUGACAUCAUCCUGGACCGUAAACUCAAGCCCUGGCUGCUGGAGAUCAAUCGAGCACCGAGCUUUGGAACCGAUCAGAAGAUUGAUUACGAUGUGAAGAAAGGAGUGCUGCUCAAUGCUCUCAAGCUCUUAAACAUCAGAGCUAGUGAUAAGAAACGCAACCUGGCCCAGCAAAAAGCUGAAGCUCAGAGACGGUUAUAUGGACACGGCUCCAUGAAGAAACUCUCGGCGUCUUCCUCAGACUGGGAGAAACAACGUCACACACUGGAACGAAGAAAAGAGGAGCUGAAAGAACGACUUGCACAGGUUCGCAAACAAAUUUCCAGAGAAGAACAUGAGAAUCUACAUCUGGGGAAUUACAGACGUAUUUACCCCCCAGACGACAAGCUGCUGUUGGAAAAGUAUGAAAGCCUGCUCUCGGCCGCCUUUCAGACCUUCCUCGCCGGGCGAGCUGCCUCACUUCAAAAGGAAAUGAAUAAUCCUCUGAAACGAAUGAAGGGUGUUGGAUAUUGUACGAACCAACGUCCUCCUGAUGCUGCAGCGGAUCUGGAGGGAGCCAUCUGUAGACACUCUCCAUCUCUACCGGCUUUUUAACCGCGUCUUCAACCGACUUCUCUGGAGUCAUGGACAGGGCCUGUGGAACUGCUUCUCCAACACCAGCUCUUCGUGGGAGGCCAUCUUCAACAAGAGCAGUGAGGUGGUGUCGCCCCAGGAGCUGCUGUGCUGCCGCCGGCUGGUCCAGCUGUGCCGAGACUGCCUGUUGGUCGUUUACAAGUUCGUCUCAGAGUCCCGCGGCUCUUUGACUGGACUCAGCCCCGAAUGGGAUGACACCAGCUUUCCAUUCGCUGCCGGACCAAACUCUACUCAUGGCUCCACUCCUGCUGCUGUCGCUGCUGCUUCCUCCUCCUCUUCCUCCGUCUCUUCGCCCCUCGAUGCAGGUACUGGAACGCUGUUAGCAGGAGCUGCCUCACUGCUCUGUUUCGGUGGAAGAUGUCAUAGAAAGGUCUUAGGAAGGUACUGACGUCUGUGCCUCGGAAUGAUAGGUACCUGCUGCCAGUGACCUCCCAGUUCAUCAUGAAGUGGCCUUCGUCCAGCUUUGGCCGCCUCUCCUCGGCCGUGCCACGCUCCCGCAGCCUUUUCGCCGCCAGGAUGGACCACUUCUGAGGUCACCGUGGCAAGGCUGGCUCCUGAAACCUUGCCUUUUGACCUCUACCCUCCUCCUCCUCCCCACUCUCCCACGACUUCCACCCAGCCAAACUCGAAUCUUCGUAGUCCCAGUAUGAACCUGAAUUUUGGUGCAGCUCUGGGCACGGAAUGGGGCCUCGACCUUGCCCAGUGGCCUUGUGGAAGACCAACAAAGAGAUUUUUGAGGAUUAGGGGUUACUGACGGUUGUUAUUUAGUUAAUUUUAUUUGAUCCCGCUCAUACCAGCAGACCAACCAAAUCCUCCAUCCCUUCCAUCAGCACCAAUAACAUCAGAGGGUGGGGGUCAGCUCUCUGUUUUCAUUAAAAUUGCUUUUUCAUACUUUAUUGUCCAGGACUAUAAAAGGGAGAAAUCAAUUCUAAAUAAUGCUAAGGAUUAUUUAUUUAUUUAUUUAUUUAUUUUCUAAGUUAUUUCAUGAAUGCAACCUUGCAGAAUGCACAUUGGGAGUAAUUUGUACACACUUGAAUAUGUGGAUGUUAAAGCUUACUUUUGCUGUCUGUAAUCAGUGAUUUUAUUACUUUUCACAGAUUUUAAAUCAGUUAAUAUAUUAGAUGCUUUUGGUUAAUAAUAGUCACUUUAUGUUGUUGCAGCUCAGGAUAAUGGUAAAGAGUUGAUGCAUAAGGAACUCGAAAUGUUUCACUUUUGAAUGCUGACCUUUUUUUCAAUGUUGUACUCGUGUGAUACUAAGUGCUGCCCAAUUAAGCGACUGAACAUUUCGAAUGUGAGCAUAGUAAGCCAAGCCUUUUUGCCUCCUAGAACACGAGCUGGCUUUAAUGCCACAGCUUGAAGAGCCAAACCUCUCAAAGAGCACCCACCAGUUCCUAAUAUGCACUAAUAUGUCAUGGAAAGCAAAAGCGGCUGCACAUUAGUAGGGUUUGCAUGCCUAGACAUUAGUCUCUUUAGACCCAGAUGUAGUGGUUGAACAGAGGAGCUGCGUUUGGAACAUACUUGAAGUUUUGUGUUGUCAUUAGUUAUUGCAUCAUUGCAAAGAGGACACUUACCUCUCACAUUUGUCAUACUGAUGUCUUGGGGACAACGAGCAUGUGGAUUCAGAUUAAGUGCGCUGAAUGAGCCCAUACAUGUACUGUAACAGCAGUGGUUUGUCUGGGAGGCAGCUGCAGCCCUUGUCAUCACUGCCUUGUAGGUGCAAGUGCCAGGGAUUUUCAUGGGUGUCAAUAAUUAACGCAUCUAUUGACACGCAUUGAGUUAGAUUUUGUUUUAAGCCAGUGAGUCACAACCCACAGCGGGACCUCGGAUCUAGAUUUAAAUGUUAUUACGGAGAAACAAGAUGAGAUGGGUUUAGAUAAUUUGCUCUGUGUACUAAAAAAAACAGUACAAUAUGCAUUUUAUAGCAGUUUGAACUCAAACUUGUAGCAGCAAUGCUGUGCUAAAAUGCUUAAACUGAGGUGUCCCUGUCUGUUAUUUGUUUUAAUUUCGCUAUGCCAAAAUGUUUAUUUUGCCUAAUUAUAUUUGUGUUAUUUAAAGGUAGUAAUUUUUGGGGAGGUAGAGAUUCUUAAUUUGAAAUAGCAAUAAAAUGUUUAAACAAUUUCA